Anneissia japonica is the source of this 767-nucleotide messenger RNA. RefSeq lists its product as uncharacterized. The transcript has 3 exons. The record is from RefSeq and is a predicted model, not a curated record. The coding region runs from base 138 to 728 and encodes 196 amino acids. NCBI's taxonomy places the organism in Eukaryota, Metazoa, Echinodermata, Crinoidea, Comatulida, Comatulidae. Gene Ontology annotation, molecular function: protein binding.
UUAUUAUGUAUAGGUUCAUGGGAAUACCCCAGUUUAUUUUGGGCUGCUAGUUUUAGGUGUUCAGUUUUAAUUCUUUGCCAUUGAAUCUUUGGUGUUUCUAUUACUCUAUAUAGGACGAUAUAUUUUUUAAAUACGUUAUGAAGGUUUUUUCAUUCGAAUACAUGCAUAACACAAGGUUACUAACUGCUGUAAUAGGCCUAAUACUUUAUGUGAAGUUGACAAAUACAGCACAUCCCGGAAGUUCGUAUGGGGAGAAUGUAGUUUUUAUGUAUGAUGAGAAAUUGGCGCAAUUCAUACCAAGCUGCAAAUGCCAUAUAGAGGGAACUGAAACCUCACAUUUCCACAAGUGGUUCAAGUUAGAAGAAGAUGGACCAACGUACGAUUUAUGCUACGCAGGGUCAUAUGUAGCUGAAAUAACUUCAACCAAAGCUGUUUGUAAACCAUGUAUAAUUGGUACAUAUAACCCAUCUCCAAAUGCUUGCCCAUAUUGUCUGAUGUGUCGAACAUGUGGAGAACUUGAAAACGAAGUAACUGAAUGUAGCAGUACUGUAAAUCGGAUUUGUGAAUGUAAAAGUGGUGAAUCAUGUUAUUCAGCUCCAUUUAAUGGUUUGUAUUAUCAUCAUCAACAUUUGGAUAAUGAAGCCGAAUCUAAAAAAAUAACCCAUAACAUAGCAAUAGACCUAAUAGAACAAAAACACGACUCUUGUUGGCCCUAUCAAAGAUACUAGAUAUACAAGAUAGAGUUCUCCACACAAAAAAAGUGUUCC